Molecule: messenger RNA, 5296 nt
Organism: Ornithorhynchus anatinus (platypus)
Lineage: Eukaryota; Metazoa; Chordata; Mammalia; Monotremata; Ornithorhynchidae
Gene: EML4
Product: EMAP like 4
Exons: 24
Coding region: 275-3271 (998 amino acids)
Biological process (GO): microtubule cytoskeleton organization
Cellular component (GO): mitotic spindle
Molecular function (GO): microtubule binding
Source: RefSeq, a predicted model, not a curated record
UCUCUUCCCCACUUCUCUCCCGCUCCCUGUUCUGCCUGUCUCUGUCACUCCCUGUUGUCUGUAAGUAAGCAGGCAACUUUUUUUUCGGCUUGAGUGCAAGGAGACCGGAGAAGAGGAACGUCUGGAGGGGUUUCCGUCUGUGCCAGCCAGAAGGGUUGUGUGGCGGCCGGCUGGCCGGGAAGGGUCUGUCUGCUUGGAAUUCCAAGUGUGCGGAAACUCCGGCUGGACGGCGGGAAGUGGAGUCGGGAGCAGUCGCUGGUGGCUCGGGUCGAUCAUGGAAGACGGCCCGCCUGGUCUCGGCCUCACUUCCCUGUGUGACUCUGCUGCGCUGCUCAGCUUCUGCACCGAUGACAGCAUCUCGGCCGCGAGCACGUCCGACGUCCAGGACCGCCUCUCCGCCCUGGAGCUGCGUGUGCAGCAGCAGGAAGACGAGCUCACCGUGCUCAAGGCCGCGCUGGCCGACGUGCUGCGCCGUCUUGCCGUCUCUGAAGAGACCGUGGCUGCUGGCAGGAAGGCAGCCGCCGGCAAAGGUCAGCCAGGCCUCCGGGAAGCCGUUUCUGUGUCCUGCAUUCCCAACGGCAGUGGCGGGAGCCGGAAAGGCCCACACGGUGGAAGCUCGGUCUCCGUGGUCAGAAAAGAAACCUUCUCUUCUGCUGCUAAAAGCGGUUCUGAAAAAAAGAAAGAAAAGCCUUCGGGACAGAGAGAAAAAACAGAGGAUUGUCAGUCUAACGAUCCAAGCCCCCAAAGGCCGGCGCCGCCUUCUCCCCAGCCCUCGUCACAGCCUCUCCCAGCGCACAGGCAAACGCCACACCCCAAGGGCCCGGCUCUCGCCAAAAGCAUAAAGCGAUCCUCGACGGCUGAAAAAACGUCCGGGCCAUGGGAUGGGCAGGAUGACAGUCGGAACAAGCUACUGAGAGCAGCGUCCACAUCCAGGCUGAUCUCCAAGGUCAUUAAAAACACCGACAAACAUAAAGAUGUCAUCGUCAGCCAAGCAGCCAAAAUGUCGACCCGUGAAAAAAACAGUCAAGAGGGCGAGUACAUCAAGAUGUUCAUGCGAGGACGACCCAUCACCAUGUUCAUUCCUUCUGACGUGGACAGCUACGAUGACAUCAGAACCGAGCUGCCUUCUGAGAGGCUAAAACUGGAGUGGGCAUAUGGCUACCGGGGAAGGGAUUGUCGAGCCAAUGUUUUCCUCCUACCGACGGGAGAAAUCGUUUACUUUAUCGCUUCGGUUGUCGUGCUGUUCGAUUAUGAGGAGAGAACUCAGCGGCACUACCUGGGUCACACAGACUGCGUCAAGUGCCUGGCCAUCCACCCUGACAAGAUCCGGAUUGCCACCGGCCAGAUAGCUGGAGUGGAUAAGGAUGGAAGGCCCUUGCAGCCGCACGUCCGAGUGUGGGACUCGGUGAGCCUGGCGACGCUGCAGGUUCUCGGCCUGGGGACCUUCGAGCGCGGUGUGGGCUGCUUGGACUUUUCCAAAGCCGACUCAGGGACCCAUCUGUGUGUGGUUGAUGACUCCAAUGAGCACAUGCUCACCGUGUGGGACUGGCAGCGCAAGUCCAAGAGCGCAGAAAUAAAGACGACCAACGAGGUGGUCCUGGCAGUGGAGUUCCAUCCGACUGAUGCCAAUUCCAUCAUCACCUGUGGCAAGUCUCACAUCUUCUUUUGGACCUGGAGCGGCAGUGCCCUGGCCAGGAAACAAGGCAUCUUUGGGAAAUACGAGAAGCCCAAGUUUGUGCAGUGCCUGGCCUUUCUGGCCAACGGCGAUGUCCUCACUGGAGACUCAGGGGGAAUUCUUCUCGUCUGGAGCAAAACUACUGUAGAAGCGGCCCCGGGGAAAGGACCCAAAGGUGUCUAUCAGAUAAGCCGGCAAAUCAAAGCCCACGAUGGCAGCGUGUUCACCCUCUGCCAAGUGAAGGAUGGAGCGCUCCUCACCGGAGGCGGGAAAGACAGAAAAAUCAUUCUCUGGGAUCACAGCCUGAACCCCGAAAGGGAGAUCGAGGUACCGGAUCAGUACGGGACCAUCCGAGCAGUGGCAGAAGGGAAAGCGGAGCAGUUUUUGGUGGGCACGUCACGGAACUUUAUUCUGCGCGGGACCUUUAAUGAUGGAUUCCAGAUAGAGGUGCAGGGCCACACGGAUGAACUGUGGGGUCUGGCCACGCACCCCUUCAAGGACCUGCUGCUGACCUGCGCCCAGGACCGGCAGGUGUGCCUGUGGAACUCGGCGGAGCACACGCUCGAGUGGACCAGGCUGGUGGACGAGCCAGGGCACUGUGCGGACUUCCAUCCCAGCGGUGCGGUGGUGGCCAUAGGGACCCAUUCGGGAAGGUGGUUUGUUCUGGACGCGGAGACCCGGGACCUGGUGUCGAUCCACACGGAUGGGAACGAGCAGCUGUCAGUCAUGCGCUAUGCGGUUGAUGGAACCUCUCUGGCAGUGGGAUCUCACGACAACUUCAUUUACCUCUACGCUGUAGCCGAAAAUGGAAGGAAGUACAGCAGGUUCGGCAAGUGCACGGGUCACUCCAGCUACAUCACUCACCUCGACUGGUCGCCCGACAACAAGUACAUCAUGUCCAACUCGGGGGACUACGAGAUCCUCUACUGGGACAUUCCCGGAGGCUGCAAGCUCAUCAGGAAUCGCUCGGAUUGUAAGGACGUGGACUGGACCACGUACACAUGUGUGCUGGGCUUCCAGGUGUUCGGAGUGUGGCCGGAAGGCUCGGACGGGACGGACAUCAAUGCCCUGGUCCGGUCCCACAACCGCAAGGUGGUGGCCGUGGCCGACGACUUCUGCAAGGUCCACCUCUUCCAGUACCCCUGCUCCAAGCCCAAGGCCCCGAGCCACAAGUACAGUGCCCACAGCAGCCACGUGACGAACGUCAGCUUCACCCACAACGACAGCCACCUGAUUUCCACGGGGGGCAAAGACAUGAGCAUCAUCCAGUGGCGGCUGGUGGAGAAAGCCGCCCCUCCGCAGAACGAUGGCACCGCGGAGCCCGGCCUCGCCAGGGCAGCUCCCGGGCCCGGGGAGGGUCCCCGCUGGCCGGGCACGCCGCCCCCACCCACUCCGGGCGGCCAAGUCGUGGAGGAUGAGAGUGAAGACCCGGGCGGGUCUCCGGUCCCGGGUGAGGACGGGAGCGAGGAGCGGAGCGAGGGGAGUAUUGAGGAGCUGGUGGAGCCCAAUUCAGCGGAUCUGGCCGACGAGGUCACCGAGGAACAGAGCCAGUCGACGCUCACAGAAGAGCGGCUAGCUCCCUCGCCGGAGUCCUAGCCCCCGGCGGGGCGGGAGCCGGGCUGGGGAGCCCCUGGGGAGAGGUGCUGGGUUUGAGGGGAGGGGAGGGCGUGGGGCAGGAUUGGGGGCGGGAGGAUGGCACAAGGAGCUUGAUCCAGCGAUGACGGUGGGGCAGACGAACUGGCGUCGGUCCGACUGGGCCCCUGGGGCUCGGAGAUCCGGCCCCCACCCCUGAGCUGCCUUGGUCUUCCCCACUGUCGGGACGAGGAGGAGGAGGAGGAGGGCCAGGCCAGCAGGCCGGGAGCCUGGCAUCGCCUUCCCGGCCUCUGCCGAGCACAGCUUCUCUUCCAGUCCAGAUCCCCCCCGGCCGGCCAGGGCAGAGCCCCAGACCCCAGCUCCCGCCUCCCCCAAACCCCAGCAUCAGGUCCAUCCAGCCUUACCCGGCCUGUUCUCUCGGGAGAGGGCAGCUGGCCCCUCGCCGCCCCCUCUCCUGCCCAGCUGUGUUCACUCCGGUCCCUACACCAGCCCCCGCCACGGUCCCCACCGCAUCUGGGGGAGGCGGUGAAACCUGCAAGGCCAAGGGGCCAGAGCCGCCCCAUUGGGCGGCUCCCUCUGACACUGUAGGAGCUGGUCAGUGGUGACUCGGUUCCCCUCCUCCUGCCCCGGCUGCCACGGGGAUUCGACUGACAGCGAUCAGGGACAUGUCCCCAGCCGGGAGCCCCGUGGCCUUGGAGGGGGCGGGUGGCUGUUGGACAGCUGCUUUUUGUUUAAGUUCGUCCAUUUCCUAGAAGGGAAGAUUUACUGACAAUAUGCAUUUCUUUGUAUUUGUUUCUACUCCGAUUACAUAAAAUCUCCUGGUUUUGUUUUGUAACUAGCUGCAUUGUUCUGAUACUUUAGGUAGAAACCGUGUUUAGAGACUCUGGGUGAGUUCAGAAGUCUUAAGUGUGCCAGCGUGUCUGGGGCGGGGCCAUUCCAGAGGGCUGGGAGAUGCCCUCUCUCCCUCCCUCCUUCCCUCCCUCCCUGCCCCUGGAAGCAGAGACCCGGGCCCUCGGGAUGCAGAAGUGUCACGUGAGGUUACCGCCGGGCUGCACCAAGGACGGGGGGCUCCCAAAGACCCCCCCCCGGGACCGCCUGGCCGAAGAGCGGGUGCACCGACACUGCAAGUGUGGAGGUGUCCGCCCAGUAGGCUGGUGGAUAAGUGCCUACAGCCUGCGUGGUACUGCGAGUGGGACCGUGUAGCUGGGAAAACAGGCUGAAACCUGGGAGAGUACGCGCACACAUAAGCAUACGCACAUAACACGGAUACACACGUGUGCGGCACCCCCUCCCUCUCUAUUCCCCCAGCCGUCGGCAGGGCAGGACAGAAAGGGCCGCUUCACAGCAGCAGGGCCGCAGGACAGCCCCAGGAUGGGCCACCUGCAGAGGCACCAAAAGGGUGCCCCUUAAACUGGCCAGAGGCCUUGGACCUCCCCUCUUCGACCUCAAGGCCGGAAUCGGACCCACCGCACCCUGGCCCGGGGGCCCCUACUAUGAACACGGGCUGCGCCCAACACCUGUCCACGGGGUCGGGCGUACACGGGUAUGUGCCCACAGCACUUGUUUACAACCGGAACACACACCUCAAAACCAGCUGUGCCCGGGGUGAAGGGACGGUUCCACCCCGCACCUGCCCGUCCGUCCACCCGCAUCCUGGGGCACGUCGGGUCUGGCCCGGUCUGCGUGGGCGGGGACCGCUGGGGUCCCCGGGGGAGGAACCGGACGGGUCUUACGGGCUGCGCCAGGGGGAUCUGCUCCACUCUGGGCCCCUGCCUGAGCCCGCAGGCCCGAGAAGACCGGGUGGCAGCCGGGCUCCGGCUACUACUGUUAACGGAUGAACGAGUCUGUUUAUCGGGGGGGUGGGGGUGAAGGGGGUGGGACUGUAACUGUAGAUGGUGGUAGAAAAUUGUGAACGAAAUAGGAAUCCAUGUUUCAUGUGAAGAUGUUUGAGCCAUUUCUAUCGAUGAUGCAUUCCUGUCUCAUGGCAGAAAAUUUUGAAGAUUGAAAAAUAAAAUGAUCCAAAUGAGA